Molecule: messenger RNA, 629 nt
Organism: Candidula unifasciata
Lineage: Eukaryota; Metazoa; Mollusca; Gastropoda; Stylommatophora; Geomitridae
Source: the annotation of a GenBank genome assembly
GUGAGCCAGUCUGCGACUUGACUUGUCCAAUAGGUGAAUUUUUGAACAUAACUCUUUGCAAGUGUUUUCCAAAGCCGGAAUGCCCACUUCCGAGAUGCCGGGCUCUAUCGCCUCCCUGCUUGUCGUACCUGAGAAACGAUAAGGGUUGCCAAACGUGCGAAUGCAUCUUCCGCUGCCCUUUACGCAAGUGUCCAAAGAAGUGCCCUAACGGAGUUGAGUAUUUCGAUGACCAGUUCGGUUGUAAAUCCUGUCGAUGCAAACAACCCAGGAAUUGUAAAGCUUCAACCUGCACGGUGUAUUGUGCUAAAGGAUACGAGAAAGACGAGAGAGGGUGCGACAAAUGCGAGUGUCAACCUUGCGGGAACCUUUGCAAAAUUGGUUGCAAAUUUGGGAAACUGGUGGAUUUUGAUGGAUGCCAGGUUUGUGACUGCAAGCCAAAUUCAGAUUGUGGGCCAGUCUGUUCGAAUGCAACAUGUGAAAAUGGAAGAGUGCUGGAUAGACAAGGAUGUCCUACCUGUCAGUGUGUGAAACAGUGCCCAUGUGGACCUGUGUGUGCAAUCGCCUGUACGUACCAGCAAUUGUACGACAAAUAUGGGUGUCCAACUUGUACAUGUUUGCCAGAACCUUAA